Molecule: messenger RNA, 1632 nt
Organism: Oryza sativa Japonica Group (Japanese rice)
Lineage: Eukaryota; Viridiplantae; Streptophyta; Magnoliopsida; Poales; Poaceae
Product: mitogen-activated protein kinase kinase 5
Biological process (GO): MAPK cascade; protein phosphorylation
Molecular function (GO): MAP kinase kinase activity; ATP binding
Source: RefSeq, a predicted model, not a curated record
UCGAUCGAUCUCGAUCCAUUUCCGUUUGCUUCUUCUCCUCUCCUCUCCAAGAAGAGGCGAGCUCGCCUCCUCCUCCUCUCGACGCGAGCGGCGAUGCGUGCGGGCGACAUGCCGGGGCGGGGGGCUCGCCGUCGCCCGGAUCUCACCCUCCCGAUGCCGCAGCGCGACGCGCCGACGUCGCUCGCCGUGCCGCUCCCGCUCCCGCCGGCGGCGACGACGACGACGUCCGCGCCUCCCGCGGGAGGGGCGAUGCACCCACUGGCGUCGGCGGGGGCCGCGCCGCCGCCGCCGCUGGAGGAGCUGGAACGGGUGAGGCGGGUGGGGAGCGGGGCAGGGGGGACGGUGUGGAUGGUGCGCCACCGCGGCACGGGCAAGGAGUACGCGCUCAAGGUGCUCUACGGCAACCACGACGACGCGGUGCGGCGCCAGAUCGCGCGCGAGAUCGCCAUCCUCCGCACCGCCGAGCACCCGGCGGUGGUGCGGUGCCACGACAUGUACGAGCGCGGCGGCGAGCUGCAGAUCCUGCUCGAGUACAUGGACGGCGGGUCCCUCGACGGCCGCCGCAUCGCCGACGAGCGGUUCCUCGCCGACGUCGCGCGCCAGGUGCUCUCCGGGAUCGCCUACCUCCACCGCCGCCACAUCGUCCACCGCGACAUCAAGCCGUCCAACCUCCUCAUCGACUCCGCGCGCCGCGUCAAGAUCGCCGACUUCGGCGUCGGCCGCAUCCUCAACCAGACCAUGGAUCCCUGCAACUCCUCCGUCGGCACCAUCGCCUACAUGAGCCCCGAGCGCAUCAACACCGACCUCAACGACGGCGCCUACGAUGGCUACGCCGGCGACAUCUGGAGCUUCGGCCUCAGCAUCCUAGAGUUUUACAUGGGAAAAUUCCCCUUCGGUGAGAAUCUUGGCAAGCAGGGUGACUGGGCCGCGCUCAUGUGCGCCAUCUGCUAUUCCGACCCUCCCGAGCCGCCCGCCGCCGUCUCGCCGGAGUUCAGAAGCUUCGUCGGCUACUGCCUUCAGAAGAAUCCGGCGAAGCGGCCGUCCGCCGCGCAGCUGAUGCAGCACCCGUUCGUCGCCGGACCGCAGCCACAGCCACUCGCCGCCCCGCCGCCAUCGUCGUGACUGCCAAUUCCAUCCGGUCAUCGUGUCAAACUCCAUUUCCAUCUCAUCAAGUUCUUCAUAGCCAAUCCAUUUUCGAGUGUUCUUCAAACACCAUGAUCGUUUUCAUCCAUUGCUGCUGCCCCAACUCAAGGUUCUUCCUCUCUACUGUUCUUUGAUGUUGUUUUAUUCACAAUGAUGAUCAAAUAUUGAGUAAAUCUGGUUUGUACAAAGGAUUUUUUUUUCUACGAGAUCAAGUACAGACAUAAUCCCACUUGUUAGCCAAUUUGCCAUAAAAUUCCCUUAGAAACGAAAAUUUCCACUGUACAAGUAGCAGAUUUUUUUUACUCCAUUUCCACGAUAUUUUGCUUGUUAGUGGUAAGCUGCUUAAUGAUGAUAGUGUGCAAGUUGCCACUCUUCAAAGUGGUUCUUUGGAUUCUACUAUGUGUUCUCUUGCCUAAUUGGGUUCUAUAUUGAGAUUACUUUCUCUAUGUUUUUUUUGGAGGAAAAAAAAGAAUACACUCUCUUUAUUCA